AUGAGACAGCACACCUGGUUCCCCUUGCAGUACAUGCCCAAGCCCUUCUGGAGAGCGGAGAACCACAACGCGACCAACUUCUUCUCUGCACUGUACGGCUUCCCUAACCAGUCCUUCUUCCACAGUGACUUGAACCUGGAGGACUUGGGGGACUUUGAUAGCGGAGCCAAGUAUGAGGGUGAGUCCCAGAGCCGGACAGUGAAGGCGCUGCUGAUUGUCGCCUACUCUGUGAUCAUCUGCAUCUCUCUCUUCGGCAACAUCCUGGUGUGCCACGUGGUCAUCAAGAACAAGAGGAUGCACUCUGCCACCAACCUCUUCAUUGUAAAUCUGGCCAUUGCUGACGUGAUGAUCACCACCCUGAACACCCCCUUCACACUGGUGAGGUUUGUGAGCAGCACCUGGGUUUUUGGAAAGCUGAUGUGUCACAUCAGCCGGUUUGUUCAGUACUGCUCUGUCCACGUGUCUGUGCUGACCCUUGCUGCCAUUGCACUGGACCGGCACCAGGUGAUCAUGCACCCUCUCAAGCCACGCAUGUCCAUGGUGAAAGGAGGGAUUUGCAUCAUCAUCAUCUGGGUUAUGGCCAGCUGCUUCUCGCUGCCUCACGCCAUUUAUCAGACUCUGACAAGGUUUUAUAUUGGAAACAGAACCAUCCGAAUGGUCUGCCUCCCCAGCUUCCCUCCUCCUGCUGAUCUUUUCUGGAAGUAUUUGGACCUGACUACAUUUGUUCUCUUGUAUGUUCUGCCCUUGCUUGUGAUCUCCAUCACAUACACCAUAGUGGCCAAAAAGCUCUGGCUGAGGAACGCCAUUGGGGACCUCACCAUGGAGCAAUACUAUGCCCAUCAGCGGAAGAAGAAGAUGACGCUGAAGAUGCUGAUGGUGGUGGUGGUUGUGUUUGCCGUCUGCUGGUUUCCCCUGAACUGCUAUGUGGUGCUGAUCUCCUGCAGGGCCAUCCACAGCAGCAACGCUCUGUACUUCGCUUUCCACUGGUUUGCCAUGAGCAGCACCUGCUACAACCCCUUCAUCUACUGCUGGCUGAACGAGAGCUUCCGCGCGGAGCUCCGGUCCCUGCUGUGCGUGUGCCAGCGCAGGAGCACGGCUCAGGGCCACGCUCUGCAGCCCAUCUCCCCACUGUUCCAGCAUGCCAAGGCUGAGAACUGCCCGUGCAGAAGAAGCAGCACAUGCCAGAAGGCACAGACACCCUCCCAGAGGAACUCUGCAAGGACAGACAUAUCCAGCGUGCAGCCAAUUGUGGCAGAAAGCUGAAGCCUUCAUCUGACAGAUGGGAAGCAU
Pseudopodoces humilis (Tibetan ground-tit) is the source of this 1290-nucleotide messenger RNA. Its product is annotated as G protein-coupled receptor 83-like. Gene Ontology annotation, biological process: neuropeptide signaling pathway. Gene Ontology annotation, molecular function: neuropeptide Y receptor activity. Gene Ontology annotation, cellular component: plasma membrane. The record is from RefSeq and is a predicted model, not a curated record. Lineage: Eukaryota; Metazoa; Chordata; Aves; Passeriformes; Paridae.